UCAGGUUCUUUCUUUUCCCCCCUCAGCCGCUUCAGCAACCGAAGGAGCGUUCUCCUCAGCAUCCCCAAAGCCAGGCUCGACUUCCAGCCUUGCUGCCUGGGGAGGGCUUUGAGAGAGAUGGAAAAGAUCCCCAAAGGCCCCCAUUCUGCCAGCCGCUUCAGCAACCGAAGGAGUGUUCUCCUCAGCAUCCCCAAAGCCAGGCUCCACUGCCAGCCUUGCUGCCUGGGGAGGGCUUUGAGAGAGAUGGAAAAGAUCACCAAAGGCCUCCAUUCUGCCAAGUAGGAAGGCACAACCAAAGCACCCCGGACAGAUGGCCAGCCAGGCCUUGUUUUAAAUCCUCAUGGGACCAGACUCCCCGCAGAGGCGACUGGGCCGCUUUGCGAUGCCGGGGACCACCAACUUCACGGCCCUGAUGCUGAGUCCGGAUGGAGGCCUGCUCUACGUCGGAGCCCGCGAGGCGCUCCUGGCCCUCGACACCAGCGCUUUUGCCCCGGGGCCACAGCACCGGAAGCUGUCGUGGGAGGCCGAGGAAGAGAAGAAGCGCCAGUGUGUCUUCAAGGGUAAAGACCCCCAGAGGGACUGCCACAACUACAUCAAGAUCCUCCUGCAGCUGAACGAGACCCACCUGUACACCUGCGGGACCAGCGCCUUCAGCCCCGCCUGCGCCUACAUUAAAAUCCCGGAUUUCACCUUGGUCCGGGAAACAUCUGGGCGGCUGGUUCUGGAGGACGGGAAGGGGCGCUGCCCGUUUGACCCCGAGUACAAGUCCACCGCCAUCAUGGUCGAGGGAGAGCUCUACACGGGGACCGUCAGCAACUUCCAAGGCAACGAGCCCUCCAUCCUCCGGAGCCACGGCAGCCGGCCGGCCAUCAAGACGGAGAACUCUCUCAACUGGCUACAAGACCCCUUCUUUGUGGGCUCCGCCUUCCUGCGCCAGAGCCUCGACAACAAUGACGACGACGACAAGAUCUACUUCUUCUUCAGCGAGAGCGGGAAGGAGUUCGACUUCUUUGAAGACACCAUCGUGUCACGCAUUGCACGCGUGUGCAAGGGCGACGUGGGGGGCGAGCGGGUGCUGCAGCGGCGGUGGACCACCUUCCUGAAGGCUCCGCUGCUCUGCUCGCACCCCGAGGACGGCUUCCCCUUCAACGUGCUGCAGGACAUGUUUGUCUUGACCCCCGGACAGGACUGGAGGGAGACGGUCUUCUAUGGGGUCUUCACCUCCCAGUGGGACAGGAAGGGGGCCGGGGGGGCGGCCGUGUGCGCCUUCUCCAUUCAGGACGUGGAAGAAGCCUUCAAUGGACUCUACAAGGAGGUCAACCGGGAGACACAGCAGUGGUAUACCGAUACCCGCCCUGUGCCAGAGCCCCGGCCUGGAGCAUGCAUCAGCCGCCAAAUGAAGAUCGCCUCCUCCCUCCAGAUGCCCGACCGGGUGCUCAACUACCUCAAGGACCACUUCCUGAUGGACAGCGCCGUCCGGAGCCAGCCCCUCCUCCUGCAGGGACACUCACGCUACCGGCAGGUGUCCGUCCAGAGGGUGCAGGGUCUGCACCGGGCCUACGACGUCCUCUUCUUGGGCACAGAGGACGGCCAGCUGCACAAGGCUGUGGUCGCAGGGCAGAACCAGGUGCACCUGAUUGAGGAGAUCCAGCUCUUCCCCGCCGGGCAGCCCGUCCUGGAGCUGCUGCUGGACGCCACGCAGGGCCUGCUCUACGCCGCCUCCUUUGCCGCCCUGGUGCAGGUCCCUCUCGCCAACUGCAGCAUGCACCGCACCUGCGGGGAGUGCGUCCUGGCCCAGGACCCCUUCUGCGCCUGGAGCGGAAGCGCCUGCCGCCCCUUUGCCCGGGACCCCCGCUCAGCGGCCUCCUGGGUCCAGGAUAUUGAAGGUGUGGAUGCCGUGCGGCUCUGCCCUGAGACCGGCAGGGAGCUUGGCAACUCGGCAGGGGAGGAGCCCCAGUGCCAGCGGGUGCUCCUGCGCCCCAACGCCGUGACGCCGCUGCGCUGCCCGCCGCUCUCCAACCUGGCUUCGUGGCGCUGGGAGCGGGACGGGACCCCCCUCAACGCUUCCUGGCUGGUGCUGCCGGACGGGGAGCUGGUGCUGGCGGGCGGCCCGGAGCAAGCGGGGCGCUACGAGUGCUGGUCCUCGGAGGGGGGCUUCCGGCAGCGGACGGCCAGCUACUGCGUGGAGGCCGGGCGGCCGUGGGUCUUCCGCAGCCCGCCGGACACCGUCGGCACCUCCAGGAGCACCUCGGCGGAGGCGGCCGGCCUCUCGGACGACAAGACUUACUGGACCGAGUUCCUGGUGAUGUGCGCCCUCUUCGGCCUCGUCGUGACGCUGCUCACGCUCUUUGCGCUGCGCCGGCACCACGGCGCCAUGAAGGCCUUCCUGAAGCAGGGCACCUGCACCCGCACCCACCCCAAGGCCAAGGCGCCCCCGGAGAGCCUGCCCCUCAACGGCGCCACGGCCGCCCCCAGCGCCCUGCUGCCCGACCACAAGGGCUACCACGCGCUCGACGACAGCAGCCCGGCCCACGGCGCCCCAGGCCUCCCGACCGUGGCCUUCCUAGAGUCCAGCCGCCGCCCGCUAAGCAUGCACGCGAGCCUUGUGGAAGUGUCGCCGCCUUCCCAGCGGCCCCGCGUGCGCCUGGGCUCCGAGAUCCGGGACUCGGUGGUAUGAGGCCGGAUGGCAAAGAACGAGACAGACAGACCUUCCUGUGCUGAGCCUUCUGCAGAACUGGCCCCGGGCAUCAGAACGGGCAGUGGAGCCGCUGUGGUGCCGGGGGAGCCUGCAUGUCUUUUGGAGCGCUGGGCCUGUCAGGAGAAGGGCAUGACAGCGCUUUCAGCAGAAGGCGAGGCUUCUUGGAAGGCAGCACUAUGAGAUGAAACGCACAAUUUGGAUGACGUUUUGACGGCCAACUUGACCGACUCACAGUUCAAAGGGGGGGAUUUGAGGUCUCGGAAGCUGCCCCUGUGGGACCAACGCCCCUUUCUUGGCCCACCCAAGGAACUGGACUCCAAGAGGUCUUCCUUUGGGACAAGGAGAGCAGGAUCGGCUCCGGUCGUGCUCCGAUGGGGCAGGAGCCAGACAUGUGGGUGUCCUUGUCUUUGUAUUGUCUGUGCAGGAGUGGGAAAGCGGGGCCAGGAGACGGAGGAAGCCUUUCCAAGGCCAGGCCACUGUGAACCCCCUCCCCAAUCCUUCACCAGCAUGGAGUGCCCUCACAACCAUAUCCCCCUUCCCUCGGUGCAUCUGCACAAGUGGUGGCUGUGUUUAUUUGUGUGGUUUUGCAUAAAAGUUGACCCGUC
Messenger RNA from Anolis carolinensis (green anole), 3303 nucleotides. It is a transcript of the gene sema4b, whose product is annotated as semaphorin 4B. Gene Ontology annotation, biological process: neural crest cell migration; semaphorin-plexin signaling pathway; negative regulation of axon extension involved in axon guidance. The record is from RefSeq and is a predicted model, not a curated record. Gene Ontology annotation, cellular component: plasma membrane. The transcript is spliced from 15 exons. Gene Ontology annotation, molecular function: semaphorin receptor binding; chemorepellent activity. Lineage: Eukaryota; Metazoa; Chordata; Lepidosauria; Squamata; Anolidae. The coding region runs from base 341 to 2677 and encodes 778 amino acids.